UUUGGGGCACGGCGCGACGUCUAGACACGUCACUGUCUAGCGCUUGACGUCACUGAGCCAAUAUGGCUGGACAGCAUCGGCUGUCUGCAUUGCUUUAACAAAAAGGACGUUCCAGUGGUUUUAAGGGAAAUUUUAAACGAAUAUGUCGGAUUACUUAAGAUCUGCUUUGGGAUAUUUGAACGGUGGGUCUAACUCAAACGAGUACGUAGGUCAGACUUUAGAAAUCAACAAUGUGAAACUUCGGGUGACCAGGCUUCUGGCAGAGGGUGGCUGGGCUCUAGUAUUUGCAGUGGAAGAUAUAGCUACAGGCAAAGAGUAUGCUUUGAAGAGACUAAUUGCUGUAGAUGAUGAGGCUAACAGAACUAUCAUUCAAGAGAUAGAUAUAUUAAAAAAACUAUCAGGUCAUCCAAACAUUAUCCAGUACUUAUGUGUUCAGCGAUUAGAGCGUGAAGACCAAAAAGGAUAUGAAUAUUUAUUGGUCACAGAGCUCUGUCCAGGUGGCACUGUGGCAGAUUUACUACGAAAUGCCUCAACCGAUUCGUUGACACUUGCUCAAGUGUGUAAAAUAGCCUAUCAAGCAACUAGGGCCAUACAUCACAUGCAUAGUCAGCAACCACAACCUUUUAUUCAUCGUGAUAUUAAGUUGGACAACUUUUUAAUUGGAAGUGAUGGAUUGAUUAAACUCUGUGAUUUUGGAAGCACCACUACUCAACAAAUACUACCUGAUUCCUCAUGGAAUGCUCAAAAACGCGCUACGCUAGAAGACCAGAUGGCAAAAUACACUACUCCUAUGUACCGAGCCCCAGAAAUAUUGGAUACUUGGAAUAAUGAGCCAAUUGGUCCACCUAUAGACUGUUGGGCUCUUGGGUGCAUUCUUUAUUCACUAAUUAGUCUGCGACAUCCUUUCCCAGAAGGCAACAAACUAGCAAUUGUUAACGCCAGAUAUUCUCCCCUAUCACCUAAUUCUCGCUUCAACUGCCUGAAUGAUCUGGUAAAAGGAUGUCUCCAAACAUCACCCCUACACCGGCUGACAGCGGCAAUGGUGUUGGAACGUCUAGCAGCAAUCGCAGAGUCAAAUAAUUUUGAUCCUAGAGAAGCAGCAAAGAUAGAAGUUGCAGCAAAACCACCUCCACCGCCUAGACCAUCACCACCACCAGCAGCUCCACCUCCAAGACCUUCACCACCGCCUACAAUGCCGCCCCCAAGACCUGCUCCUUCUCAGAGUACAAUAUCCAAGACUCCGGCAGUCCAACCUACAGGCCUAUUUAGUUCGUUAAAAGGUGGUGCCGGAAGUAUCCUACGCAAUCUGAAAGACACUUCGAGCAAAGUGAUGCAUUCGGUGCAACAAAGCAUGGCUAGAACCGAACUAGAUGCAAGCUACUUAACGUCCCGACUACUAAUUAUGCCGUAUCCAGCGGAUGGAAUAGAAUCUGCUUAUCGCGCCAAUCACGUCGAGGAUGUCAGAGCCUUUUUACAAGCCAGACAUCCACCACCAGCGAGAAUUCAGCUAUAUAAUUUAUCUCGCGGACGACCGAACGUAUCUAGACUUCCUGGCAGACACAUCGACUGCUCUUUCGCUUACGCCUCGGCAGAAUCUAACGCUCCUCUACUAUCCGCCCUAUAUCAAAUUUGCCAGGAUAUAGUUCGAUAUUUGGAUGCUAAUGCUAAUAAUAUCGUCGUUCUAUACUGUACAGAUGGAAAUCGAGCAAGUGCUACUAUUGCAUGCGCGCUACUUCUCUACUCCAGUGCAUUGGCAAGUUACGAAGAGGCAAUAGCACUGUUUACGACAAGACGAUGUCAGGCUCCACAGUUGCAGCCUUCUGAAUUGCGCAGUAUUAAUUAUAUGGGUUUACUAGCAUGUGGCGUAUUUCCGCACACAAAGCCCCUAGUGCUUCGCUCUCUUCUGCUACAGCCAGUACCCUUGUUCACGCGUGCAAAGGAUGGCUGCCGACCUUAUGUAGAAAUUUAUAGCAACGGGGCUCUCGUCUUCUCUACACGACGUCCAGAUUACGACGAGAUGAAAUUAUUUGGCAUUAUGGAAGGAAAGAUUUGUCUGAUAUUGGGUGAUGCGACUGUUCGUGGCGAUGUUACUGUCGUCGUGUUCCAUGCUCGGCAACAAUUGGGGCGUGUCAUGGGAAUUAAAAUUGCUUCUGUAUACUUUCACACUGGAUAUGUUCCCCUAACAGAAAGUACUUUAAUAUUUGAAAAGCAUAAUUUGGACGAUGCGCCUGAAAUAGGUGGAAAAUUCCGUGUUGUAUUGAACGUGAUGAUUGAUGAGGAUACCGGAAAAUCUCCUGCAAUUCUCGCACCUUGGGAUGCGGACUCAUCGCCUAAACCCUCUCCCGAUCCACUGUUUGGAUCGACAUUAGAAAUGGAGGAGACGCUAGAAAACUUCAGAACAACUACAGAACUGGACGAGGUGCCUGAUGAACCGAGUGCCCCAACUUCAGUUCCUGAGGUAGUUCAAGAUGUUUUAGAAACGGAAUCACUAAGACCAGACGAACAAGAAGAAGAGGAAGAAGAACAAAAGGAACAGAAUCAGUUUGCAGAAGCUGAUUUAUUGAACCUUGGAAUGCCUGAAACUCAUACUACUGCAAAUACUCCUGUCCCACCUACAGUUAAUCCAGGAUUGGAUAUAUUUUCAAACUCUAGUCAAAAUGAAGAUGAUCUCCUUGGGGGUUUCGCGACGUUUAGUCAACAAGGGGCUGCGAAUUCCCAAUCAAAUAUCAAUGACCCCGUUUCAAACGACUUACUCUUUGGUCAUGGUCAACCUAGCGUAAACGAGAAACCCACUAGCAAUGUUAACGUGAACGACUUACUCUUCGGACAACAGCACCAGCAACCGCAACCUGCAACAAAGAAAGGAAACGAUUUACUCUUUGAUCCCUUGGGAGGAACCGGUACUAACGCCUUUCUAGGAAAUUGGAACAAUUCAAAAACAACUGGUCCCAGCACCACAACCACUGAAGAGAAUUUCCCACGAAAUUCAAGCGUACCGAAUUUUGCAGCACAGAGCAAAGAUCCAUUUGCAAAUCUAGCUGGUUCCUUAGGAGCAGGACUGACUUCCAGUUGGAAUGGAACACCUAGAGACUCGAACACUCCUCAAUCAGCUAGUCCAGCUCCAGCUGGAACUCCAAUUCACUCGAGUCCUCGUAUGCAUAAAUCGGCUACCUCGAACGAUACAGCUUCUGCUGCUGCUGCUGACUCGAGUCUUUUUAAUAAUAAACCAACGAAGACGGGCGGUGAUGCGUUUGAGGAUUUACUUGGAAGCCAGGGCUACAAUUUCUUCAGUUCCCGAAAGGCCGAGAAAGAGAGUCCUAAGACAAUAAAUCAAAUGCGCAAAGUAGAAGCGGCAAAGACGAUGGAUCCGGAUAGAUUAAAGGUGUCCGAAUGGACGGAAGGAAAGAAAGGAAAUCUGAGAGCCCUUUUGUGUUCUCUUCAUACUGUCCUUUGGCCUGAGGCUGACAGAUGGCAACGGUAUGAGAUGCAUCAACUGGUUUCUGCUGCGGACGUUAAAAAAGCUUAUCGAAAGGCCUGUCUCGCUGUUCAUCCUGACAAGCAAGCCGGAACUGCAAAUGAAAACAUAGCGAAACUAAUCUUUAUGGAGCUGAAUAAUGCCUGGAGCACUUUUGAGAAUGACGCGUCUCAACAAAAUCUAUUUAGCUAAUUAUAGAGAUUGUUACUUGUUGUUAAGAACUAGUACCUAGCCGCAUACUAUGAUAGGCUGGAAUCAGAUGAAAUAAUGAUAUUCUGCUAUCUGUAAGAUAAUUUUCCUUAUCGCAUUCCAACAACGUUAUUACAGUUAUAGCCGAUAAAGAAUAAUGUAUCAUAAGCAAAAAGAAAAAAAAAAGAGAUGAUCAAGAGAGAAACUCAUAACGAUGAGCAUAUCGUUUCUGAACUCGUUAUUUAAUUCCGAGAGUAAAAUUUAGGCUAUCCUUCAAAAAGCUAUUACAUUAUGUAUAUAUAAGACAAUGUAAAUUAAGCAGAUUCGAAAUAUACGCAGAUAUUUUCUGGG
Molecule: messenger RNA, 4015 nt
Organism: Cephus cinctus (wheat stem sawfly)
Lineage: Eukaryota; Metazoa; Arthropoda; Insecta; Hymenoptera; Cephidae
Gene: aux
Product: cyclin-G-associated kinase
Exons: 7
Coding region: 143-3667 (1174 amino acids)
Biological process (GO): protein phosphorylation; positive regulation of Notch signaling pathway; regulation of clathrin-dependent endocytosis
Cellular component (GO): cytoplasm
Molecular function (GO): protein serine/threonine kinase activity; ATP binding; AP-2 adaptor complex binding
Source: RefSeq, a predicted model, not a curated record